AUAACAGCCCCCCCAAACACUGACACUUGACCCGAAAGGAAAAAAAAAAAAAAAAGCUGUGACAAAUGGACAAUAUGUCUAUUACUAACACGCCAACAAGUAAUGAUGCUUGUCUGAGCAUUGUCCACAGCUUGAUGUGCCAUCGACAAGGGGGAGAGAGCGAGACUUUCGCCAAGCGCGCAAUCGAGAGUUUAGUUAAAAAGCUAAAGGAGAAAAAGGAUGAGCUGGAUUCUUUGAUCACAGCCAUAACCACAAACGGAGCUCACCCCAGCAAGUGCGUUACAAUACAGAGAACGCUGGAUGGGAGGCUUCAGGUGGCCGGUCGCAAGGGAUUCCCUCACGUGAUUUACGCCCGUCUCUGGAGGUGGCCCGAUCUUCACAAAAAUGAACUCAAGCAUGUUAAAUAUUGUCAGUAUGCCUUUGACUUAAAAUGUGACAGUGUCUGUGUAAACCCUUACCAUUAUGAGCGUGUAGUGUCGCCUGGCAUCGAUCUAUCAGGGCUGACACUGCAGAGUUCUGCUCCAUCCAGCAUGCUGGUGAAGGACGAGUACGUCCACGACUACGAGGGGCAGCCGUCGCUGAGCUCCGCCGAGGGACACUCCGUGCAGACCAUCCAGCACCCACCAAGUAACAGGGCCUCGACAGAGCCUUAUAGCACCCCAGCCAUGUUAGCCCCCACUGAGGCUAGCACUACCAGCACCACUAACUUUCCCAACAUUCCCGUGGCUUCAACAAGUCAACCUACCAGUAUAUUGACAGGUAGCCAUAGUGAUGGACUCUUACAGAUUGCUUCAGGGCCUCAGCCAGGAACUCAGCAGAAUGGGUUUACAGCCCAGCCAGCCACUUACCACCACAACAGCACCACGACCUGGACUGGGAGUCGGACGGCAGCCUACACACCCACCAUCCCUCACCACCAGAACGGCCACCUGCAGCACCACCCGCCCAUGCACCCCAGCCACUACUGGCCAGUUCACAAUGAGCUCGCAUUCCAGCCUCCUAUAUCAAAUCAUCCUGCCCCAGAGUACUGGUGUUCGAUCGCGUACUUCGAGAUGGACGUGCAGGUCGGGGAGACGUUCAAGGUCCCCUCCAGCUGCCCCAUCGUCACCGUGGACGGAUACGUGGAUCCCUCCGGGGGAGACCGCUUCUGCCUGGGCCAGCUUUCCAACGUGCACAGAACAGAGGCCAUCGAGAGAGCGAGGUUGCACAUAGGCAAAGGGGUGCAGCUGGAGUGCAAGGGGGAAGGCGACGUGUGGGUGCGGUGCCUGAGCGACCACGCCGUGUUCGUGCAGAGCUACUACCUGGACAGGGAGGCGGGACGCGCCCCGGGGGACGCCGUGCACAAGAUCUACCCCAGCGCCUACAUAAAGGUGUUUGAUUUGCGGCAGUGCCACCGCCAGAUGCAGCAGCAGGCUGCCACUGCCCAGGCUGCCGCUGCCGCCCAGGCCGCGGCCGUGGCAGGGAACAUCCCCGGGCCGGGAUCCGUGGGAGGAAUCGCCCCAGCCAUCAGUCUGUCAGCCGCCGCCGGGAUCGGCGUGGACGACCUGCGCCGCCUCUGCAUCCUCAGGAUGAGCUUCGUCAAGGGCUGGGGGCCCGACUACCCUCGGCAGAGCAUCAAGGAGACGCCCUGCUGGAUCGAGAUCCACCUGCACCGCGCCCUGCAGCUGCUGGACGAGGUGCUGCACACCAUGCCCAUCGCCGACCCGCAGCCCCUGGACUGAGAGGGACCCGACCCCGGUGCCGUGAGGAUCUGUAAAAUAACGG
Neopelma chrysocephalum (saffron-crested tyrant-manakin) is the source of this 1764-nucleotide messenger RNA. RefSeq names its product SMAD family member 4 (gene SMAD4). The transcript is spliced from 11 exons. NCBI's taxonomy places the organism in Eukaryota, Metazoa, Chordata, Aves, Passeriformes, Pipridae. The record is from RefSeq and is a predicted model, not a curated record. Bases 66 to 1721 code for a protein of 551 amino acids. Gene Ontology annotation, cellular component: heteromeric SMAD protein complex. Gene Ontology annotation, biological process: anatomical structure morphogenesis; BMP signaling pathway; transforming growth factor beta receptor signaling pathway. Gene Ontology annotation, molecular function: DNA-binding transcription factor activity, RNA polymerase II-specific; RNA polymerase II cis-regulatory region sequence-specific DNA binding; I-SMAD binding.